CCGGUCACCAUAUCCAUUCCUUUCAGCAACGCUGCUACUGGUAUCGGAUUUCAAAUAGGACAUCCACCAUCAUCGGACUUCCGACCCUUCCUUGGACGUCUACCACUGAUAUUCAUCGCCCUCAACACACAGGGUCCCAGCCAUGUACGGCGCACAAGCGCAAUCACGGCCCAACUCAUUUUACAACCCCGAGCUUUCUCAGGGAGACCCAUCUUAUCAGCCGCAGCAGCAGUACAACAACCAUCAGCAGAAAGACUAUCUUCCCGAUCCACCCCGCCGCCCUCGCCAGUCUCGCCCAUCUAACUCUCCCGCUCAAUACCCUGUAGACACCGCAUAUGACGAUUAUGACCACGAUGACGCCCCCGAUCUUGCUCAACAGGAUACGGAAGACUUCUACGCACCGCAACAGCGCCGUCGUCCUCAUUCCGCUGGCGGGCACUCCCCCCCACCCCAUUCCAACGGGCCCCUCCUCGACCACUCUCACCUCCGUCCUGGCAACCAAGCUUCUCUUCUCUCGCACGAGCGAACACUCGAACUCUACCGCGCCAAUGCCAAGAAAAAUCAAAGCCCCGAUACUCAGUUCGAAUUCGCAGUAUUCAUGAUAGAAGCCUCAAAGUCAGUCCAGAUUCCAGCUCCGACACCAGGAAAUGUCGUGGAGAUCGAGAAGGCACUGGAGAAGCGCGAUAACCUGAUCCAGGAGGCAAUAGCAUUGCUGAAACGCCUAGCUGAUCGGGGUCACGCCGAAUCGCAGUAUUUCUUGGCAGACUGUUAUGCCAACGGGAUCGGGACUUACAAAGGCAGGCAGGACUUUGAUCGGGCGUACCCGCUGUUUAUUCUCGCUGCCAAACACGGUCAUCCGGAUGCUGCGUAUCGUGCUGGUACUUGCUGCGAAAACGGGUGGGGAUGUAGGCGAGAAUCGGCCAAAGCCCUUCAGUUCUUCCGGAAGGCAAGUGCAGCGCUCCACCCCGGAGCGAUGUAUCGCCUGGGGAUAGCCGAACUGAACGGUGAACUCGGUCUCUCGAAGCGACCACGUGAAGGCGUCAAGUGGCUGAAACGAUCGGCGGAACAUGCUACCGCAGAGUUCCCCCAUGCUCUGCACGAGCUGUCGCUGCUACACGAGAACGGAAUAUAUAACGUUGUCUUUGUCGACACCGAGUAUGCGGUUGAGCUGCUGGCGCAGGCUGCGGAACUGGGAUAUGGUCCAUCCGCAUACCGGUUAGGCGAGUUCUACGAGUAUGGGAAGCUGGGCUGCCCACAGGACCCAGCGCUCUCCAUCCACUAUUACAAUAUUGCUGCCCAACAAAAUCAUCGAGACGCCUGUUUUGCACUAACGGCAUGGUACCUUGUUGGCUCACCAGGGGUACUUCCUCAGUCUGAUACAGAGGCGUUCCUGUGGGCGAAGAGGGCAGCAGACGGGGGACUUGGCAAGGCCCUGUAUGCCGUAGGAUAUUUCCUUGAAGUGGGCAUCGGUACAACCCCCGACCCAGCAGAAUCUUUAUCAUAUUAUAAGAAAGCUGCAGAAUUGGGCGAUAAACGAGCGCAACAGCGACUUAGAGGACCUCCUGGUAAUGGGGCAUCAGUGCAACCAACCGACGGUUCAGAAGGGAAGAAUAACAAGGACUGCAUCAUAAUGUGAAAAUCCGUUCCCCACACGCAACACCUCCGAUGGCAGCGGUUCCCGGCGAACUCCCCAUUAAUAUGGACUACAGUUUUGUUUACUAUUUUACCUGCCAUACUACGCAUUGGAUUCGGUGGACCUGACUACUUUUCACCACAAUACCUACAUACUCUCCCUUGAUGCCCACGUUCGCUCCUUGCCGAUGAUUAGGCGUCCUGGGCGCAAGGACGUAUUUUGAUCCGUUACAGAUCUUACCCCAACAUCAUAAAUAUCCAAACGUACAGCUA
Molecule: messenger RNA, 1905 nt
Organism: Pisolithus orientalis
Lineage: Eukaryota; Fungi; Basidiomycota; Agaricomycetes; Boletales; Pisolithaceae
Exons: 3
Coding region: 143-1636 (497 amino acids)
Molecular function (GO): protein binding
Source: RefSeq, a predicted model, not a curated record